CGUGCGUGCGUGAGGGCGUGCGGUCGUCCCGGGUGCGUCCCCUCGUCGCCGUGCGUUGUGACGUCGCGCGCCCCCCUCUGGAGUGUGUGGUGGCUGGAGCUGCCCUGUUUGUGUGUGAGUGAGAGUGUAUCUGUCAAAGAAGAGGAAUCCCAAAGAACCUACAGAGAACCAGGAGUUUCUGACAUACUUCUGUGCCACCCUGUUUCCCUACUGGUGUGAAAGUUGGUGUUCUAGUGGUGCCCAUGUGCUAACCCUCAUACUUGAAAACAUGUGAGGGGUUCCCCUUUCCUGUACUUUUCUUGACCCCUUUGUGGGUAAGUUGCUGCUAAGGCCAAGGCGCUGGCCAUCAUGAUGUUCCGGGACCAGGUGGGCAUCCUUGCUGGCUGGUUCAAAGGCUGGAACGAAUGUGAGCAGACAGUCGCCCUGCUGUCCCUCCUCAAGCGUAUCUCUCGCACCCAAGCCCGCUUUCUGCAGCUGUGCCUGGAGCACUCGCUGGCAGACUGCACAGAGAUCCAUGUUCUGGAGUCUGAAGCUAACAGCGCAGCCAUCAUCAGUCAAUGGCACCAAGAGCCAAAAGACAAAGUUGUCUCCCUGCUCCUGUCCCAUCUGCCCCUUCUCCAGCCUGGCAACACAGAUGCCAAGUCAGAAUACAUGAAGCUUUUGCAAAAGGUGCUGGCGUACUCGAUUGAAAGCAACCUCUUCAUAGAAGAAAGCAGGCAGCUCCUGUCCUACGCCCUCAUUCAUCCAGCCACCACCCUGGACGACCGCAGUUCCCUGGCACUUUGGCUCAACCAUCUGGAGGAGCGCCUUUCCAGCGGCUAUCCCAGCCAAGGCAGGGGACGGCCAGACACGGCCUACCACUCACGCCAAGGCUCAGAUGACUGGCAAGGUCCAGUGGAGACGGGCCUUGGCGAUCUGGGACACAGCUGGCAAGAGAAGACCCCGCGGGAAAAUGGGCACAUGUCCUUCCACCCUUCUGGCUCCAUGUCCUCGGCAAUCAAUAGCAUUGGGAGCAACACAAGCAGCACAGCUCUUCCUUGCCAAAUCCACCCCAGCCCGCUGAAGCGCUCCAUGUCGCUCAUCCCCACGGGCCAGCAGGUCCCCGGUGAGUGGAUGAACAUGGAUGAGAUGGGUGCCAGGACAGCCUUCAUCUCCAGCGGGGAGCACGCACCCCUCUCGCCCCAGAGCAGCGUGGCUUCCUCAGGCAGCGAGCAGACGGAGGAGCAGCCCGGCAGUCGUAACACCUUUCAGGAGGAUGGCAGCGGCAUGAAAGAUGUUCCCUCAUGGCUAAAGAGCCUCCGCCUCCACAAAUACGCAGCCCUUUUCUCCCAAAUGACUUACGAAGAGAUGAUGACCCUCACGGAGCAGCACCUGGAAUCGCAGAAUGUGACCAAAGGAGCAAGGCACAAAAUUGCCUUAAGCAUCCAAAAGCUGCGGGAACGGCAGAGUGUCCUGAAGUCCUUGGAGAAGGACAUUCUGGAAGGUGGGAACUUGUGGAACGCUCUCCAAGAACUGCAGCAGAUCAUCACCACCCCCAUCAAAGCCUUCCAUGCUCUGCAGGCUGCAGCAGCAUCCAAGGAGGCCCAGCAGUUGGCAGCUGAGCCGCGCGGAGGCUCCACGCUGGGCUUGGAGAAAAGCAGCAACAGCACCGAGGAAAAGGAGGCCACCGAAGACCCCUUCCCACCCGCAACAGGCUCUCCGUGCGAUGGAGAAUCCGGAGCAGCGCCUAUCGCCGAAGGGGACAUUGCAGGGCAGUUCACUCGCGUGAUGGGCAAAGUGUGUACGCAAUUACUAGUCUCCCGGCCAGACGAGGAGAACAUCACUAGUUAUCUCCAGCUGAUCGAGAAGUGCUUGAUGCACGAGGCCUUCACAGAGACCCAGAAAAAGAGGCUGUUGUCUUGGAAGCAGCAAGUGCUGAAGUUGCUCCGUACCUUCCCAAGGAAGGCCGUGCUGGACAUGCAAGGCUAUCGCCCCCAGAAAGGAUGGGCCUUUGGUUCUAACUCUCUCCCCAUAGCUGGAUCUGUGGGGGUGGGAGUGGCCCGCCGAGGACAGAGGCAGUUCCAGAUGCCCCCCCGUGCCAUCCCCCCAAGCCGCAUGGGGAUCCUUAGUCCCGUGGGGAUCGGUGGGGUCUCUCCCCGGCAUGGUUUGGCCAGCCCAAAUCUGGGGAGCCAGGGUCGGCAGAACCUGUGGUUUGCCAAUCCCGGCGGCAGCAACAGCAUGCCUGGCCAGAAUCGCAGCUCAGUCCAGCGGACCCAUUCGCUGCCUGUCCACACCUCCCCUCAGGCUAUCCUCAUGUUCCCGCAGGAUUGCCAGCUCCCUGGAACGGAUCUGGAGAUCAACCCCACGUUGGAGUCCCUGUGCCUGAGCAUGACGGAGCAUGCGCUGGGCGAUGGCACCGACAAGACAUCCACCAUUUGAGAAAGCUGGAUCUGCUGGCAUUCCUGAGAAGCUUUAGGAUGGCUGUUUAUUUUUCUCCUCCCACUCCUUUUUUUUUUAAACCCCUUCCCCCAGGGGUGUGUUGCUGUGGGGGUAGGUGAAUUGUUUGUUUUUCCUCGGACCCCCCAAACCUUCUCCAGCAUUCCUUAGCAGCCAGAGGGAUAGGGGAGAAAAAGCUGUCACUACAAUCUUACCAUCUUAUUGUGUUCUAAUAUUUUUCUAUUUUUUAUUAUUCUUAUAACUUCAGAUAUUGGUUUAAUAUUUUGAUGUACAUGGGAGAUGGCAGUCUCCCCAAUUUAACUUGCAAAGGCAGACGCCUAAAUUAGGCCACAUAUGAUCCCUUUCCCGAUC
Molecule: messenger RNA, 2787 nt
Organism: Candoia aspera
Lineage: Eukaryota; Metazoa; Chordata; Lepidosauria; Squamata; Candoiidae
Gene: SAMD4B
Product: sterile alpha motif domain containing 4B
Exons: 13
Coding region: 349-2418 (689 amino acids)
Biological process (GO): negative regulation of translation; regulation of mRNA stability; nuclear-transcribed mRNA poly(A) tail shortening
Cellular component (GO): P-body
Molecular function (GO): mRNA binding; translation repressor activity; phosphatidylinositol-4,5-bisphosphate phospholipase C activity
Source: RefSeq, a predicted model, not a curated record